AAAUUAAUAUGAGGAAAAUGUUCCAUUCACCAAACCAUAACCAAAACGAGAGGUAGAUAAAUUCUUCGGCAUAACCGCAAGCUUAAAGUAGGAUAAUUCGGGUAAUUGUAUAAUAGCAAAGUUUGGUACCUAUCAAUUUCUGUAUUACCUGCUUAAGCAGCCUUUUUUUUUAAAUGCAUAAAACAAAAAAAUAUUAUAUAAUAUCAUGUUUCACACUACUCCAGCAGUUUUUCAUUAAUUGGUGUAGCAAACCUGCUGAAAACAAUCGUUGCCCAAGUAGUCCGAUAGCCUAAAAUAACUCUCCCUCCCGCCGUCACCGUACCACAUCACUGCUACUGCGUCACUGCGAUGCGAAGGGGACAAGUCAAGUUUAUUAUUCUCUUUUGCUAUCGUUUUUCCUCGUGCGACGAGCCACGUACGGAGAAAAAAACACAACGAGUUGCGCGGAUCAUUCUCUUCUAAGAGCUGUAUAUAGUCUAAUUAUGUAUUUAUUAUUUCCGAGUGAGCAAUGCAUCAACAUUUUGUUACGUACUGAGAGGAUUCAAGUUUAUUCAUUACUCGAACACAUCGCAAUCUGUACAGUUUGGGACAAAACGACAAUCGGGUCAUAAUCGUUUCGUUUCCAUCGCUGAUCCUGAGUGAAACGGAUUCACAAUUUCGUUUUGUGAUUUGUCCACAGUUUUUAGCAUUUACCAGCACGAUUCAAAACCGAUACACUAGCGUUCUAUUUUUAGCAUAGAAGCCUAGGAAAGUUGCAAUAAAUCACUUAAUUUACAUACCCCUAAACGGAUGCGGCACGUGUUUAUUUAGGACCCUUAAAGAAAAACCAACGGUGUCACAAAACAAACCAAAACACAAACACAUCCGAUUAGUUGUUAUGCUACUUCUUCACCCCCUGCCAGUGACGGUAAGGUGUUAGCGGUUUGCUGAGGUCAUAAAUUUUCAUGGAAAUCGAGCGCAUAGAAGUACGAAGAGCAGCAGCAAAGCAAGCGUUGAAAUCGCUUGCAAGAAAUCUCUCACGAACGAAAAACACAAGCGAGUGAACAAACAAACGACUGCUUCGAUCGGGUGCGAUCUGUUCAUCUCGUUAACGACUUAAUGCAUCUAACAAGUGUUCUUUGAUUGCUUCUGUGGGUUGAUCCGAGUGCGUCUGUUUCAUACGCAAAACAAUUAGUCGCGAUCGGGUUCAGUUGAUGGAAGGAUGUUUUCGUCGCAUCGAGCGUUCCAAGGUUGCGGUAGACAAUGAGUGUGCGCGGGAAUAGAAACCGGCGGCUUGCUGAAGCCAGUAAAUCGAUGGAUAACGUGUACCAGGAACUGCUGGAUGCCAACGAUUUUAUCGGGUCGUCUGGAACGAUCGGAGGCGAUGGACACUGUCAGCGGUCGCAGGCGAAUGCAAGGGAGCGCUUCAGAACUCACAGUGUCAAUUCCGCCUUCACCAACCUGCGGUUGCUGAUUCCAACAGAACCAAAAAAUCGAAAGCUGUCCAAAAUCGAAACCUUACGACUGGCUAAAAGCUAUAUCUCGCAUCUCAUGGCAGUUCUGGUGACAGGAAAUCUAAGACAACCAUGCUUGCUAGCACAGAGCUCCCAGCAGUUCGACAUCGAAGGCGGGGAUGAAACGAAAGCGACCACUUUACAGGAGGACUCUGCUCUCGACGUUGUCGGUAAACCUGACAGUUGCAUAAAUAGUCGCCCCACCAGGGCAAAUAUUUGUACGUUUUGUGUAUCACCAAAACGGUGAAAUUCAUUUUAAGAGUGACUUUAAUCUUACGCAAUAGACGACAAAGGUCCAAGCACGAUUGAUACGUUGCGGCUGCGUUUGCGUCAAUUUGACAGUUAGCCCAUACAUUUUCUAUUACAUUAACGUCAACGUAACGCAAACGUAUCCAUUGUGUUCAGGUCAUAACAUUCAGCAUUCUUUUGUAAUAAUUUAAAGAUUACAAUAGUCUUAAAGUUUAUCUAGAAUGGUAAUAUUGUAAACCAGAGAAUUCCAUGUUAUCAAUAGCUUAGCCGUGACUAAUUUGUAUUGAAACUAAAAUGAGGAAUAUCAAAACACAUAUUUGUGAUGUUCAGUCCUUUUACCGGUACGCACAAGAGGAGUUAGAAUACAAACAAAACCAAGUUGCUGAGUAAUAGAAUGGAAAGGCUGAUAAUAAUGUAGAUCAAAUGAUAAAUUUAUUGGCACUGGAAUAAAUCAUGAAAACUCGUUGUUCAUAAACAUAAACAUUUUCGACUCUCGAGAUUUAAAAAAUAAUAGCCUUAAUGUUCGCUAUCGAAACGAAGCAAAUCACGGGUUUCGGUUGAAAAAACGGAACAUCCCUACAGAGUGUUUUUCUGUUCCGGUCUGGUCUGCAGAUCCGAUCCUGUGAAAUUAUAC
Wyeomyia smithii (pitcher-plant mosquito) is the source of this 2376-nucleotide messenger RNA. Its product is annotated as basic helix-loop-helix transcription factor scleraxis-like. The coding region runs from base 1243 to 1740 and encodes 165 amino acids. Lineage: Eukaryota; Metazoa; Arthropoda; Insecta; Diptera; Culicidae. Gene Ontology annotation, biological process: regulation of transcription by RNA polymerase II; developmental process. The record is from RefSeq and is a predicted model, not a curated record. Gene Ontology annotation, molecular function: protein dimerization activity; DNA-binding transcription factor activity, RNA polymerase II-specific; RNA polymerase II transcription regulatory region sequence-specific DNA binding. The transcript is spliced from 3 exons.